This is a messenger RNA of Fusarium verticillioides 7600, 3093 nucleotides long. RefSeq lists its product as hypothetical. NCBI's taxonomy places the organism in Eukaryota, Fungi, Ascomycota, Sordariomycetes, Hypocreales, Nectriaceae. The transcript is spliced from 2 exons. Bases 447 to 2915 code for a protein of 822 amino acids. The record is from RefSeq and is a predicted model, not a curated record. Gene Ontology annotation, molecular function: ATP hydrolysis activity; ATP binding.
AAGAAAGUAGACAGUGAUAGCGAUGCCAAAAUAACCUCUUCAAAGACCACACUAAGCUUAGGCAAUUUGAGCAAGCUUGCCUAAACUUUCUCUCAUCUGGUAUUGAGGUCCUACGGUUUCCUGCCUCCCUGUAGGCUAUUCCAGAACUGUGUUACACUUGCUCAAGGCAAACAGCCCGGGGCUUGGAACUAGGCGCUGCUGCCUUGACUGGUACCAUAGCUAAUGACAGCGGAACUCCUUGAUUGGGUAGAAUGUUUCUCAAUUUCGUGGUAGGCCAGUCUCAGCUUACACAGCUUUGUCAAUUGCUCUAUAAAGCAGACAGGAUGCUCACGGUUUCUUCCCUAGUCGACUUGUUCUCUUAUCUUCGGGCUCUCUUGACAUAACUGCUUCUUGAUUCCUGUGACUUUCGUAUCUCUCUAUAAGCUUAUUUGUUCUUUGGAAUCAUCAUGGGUACUCCUCAGCCUCAUGAACUCAACGUCGUCGAGGGCGAUGACACCAGCUCCAUCGUGAGCUUCGAGGACAUCCCCCCUAGGUCCAGGCCGAGAUAUAGACAUAGUCCGCCCAUGGUCUCUAUGCCCAGGGUGUGCCCAAAAACAGAAAUCCUCAAGAUCGAUGGCAAAGUGCCAGACGUCCUUCAUGUGGUCAAGUAUCUCGGUUGGCAAAAUAAUGUCAUAGAAUGCCGUCAGAGCGACGCUGCUUUCAAGCAUGUUCCCCCGUAUGGAUUCAAUGGCGAUAUCAACGUCGUAGUCGAUGACGAUGCAACUGGAGAUGAGAAGCCUGUUAUCGAGAUCAUCACGAAGGUCUUACCCCGGAGCCGUUCCCCCAUCCCUAUCCACCGUCGGUCUCGAGGACCUCGAGACCAGGAAGACAGGCCGAUUACUGAAGCAUUCGAGAACAUUGAUUAUCGCUACGACAAUCUCUACCCCGAUGAAGGUCAAGAUCCCGAGGUUCCUGGUCCAGAAAUUUCCCGUCCCUUCAUGAUCAUUCAUUCAGAUCACCUUAUCAAUGCCCUCAAGGCCGUAGUAGCCUACUAUCCUUACGUCAGCUUUGACGGCAAGCCUGUCAAGAUCAAUGCCCCUUACCGGGUCCUCUACCAUCAUAGACAGGAGCUCGCCCGUUACAAGGAUAACCAACCAUUGGCCCAUGACACUGACUACGCCGCGACUACAUCAAAGCAUAUUGACGUUCUCCUCAAGUUCCUUGACGAUAACCUCGGCGAUGAGAUCCGUCGUGAGGAGCGUCGUCAUCAACUUGCUACCCCAAGGGCUACCUUUGAUCUUUUUUGGCUUCUGCUCAAGCCAGGUGAAGUCUUCUACGCAAAACGCUAUGAUAUCUGGACCCCAUAUGUUAUCAGUAGCGUCACCAUUGGACAGGGAAACAACAACUCCUGUGAUGUGUAUAACAUUAAUUGCUGGAUGCUUGAGUCAAACGGUACAAAAGUCAAACGCUUCAUGUUCAGCUACAACCUCUCUCCUUGGCUUGGUGAGCAAGCCAUCGGGAGCCUUUCCAUCAUCCCUGCAGCUUUUUGGCCGGAAGACCUCGAAGCCCAAGGUGGAAUGGCAAUGAAGGAAAAGAACAUUGCUCUAGGCAAGCUCUAUUGGGAGCUCUUGAAGCGGCCAACAUACAUGGAUUACGAGGGACUUCUUGUGAAUUCUGGGCCCAGCAACAGACAAUGCCGUGGGCCAACCGGCUUCAUGUGCGGCCGUGUCAUAUGUGAUGCCCCCGGGUUUGAUACAUUUUAUAAUCAAGGACCCGAUAACAUGCGUGGAGGUCGCUACCAUCGCGUCCCGGUUUACAAUGAAACCGCGCCUCCCUCCAAGGACCAUCUUCCCAAGGAUCUCCCGCGAUGUGGCUGCGAUGCCUGUAUGGCAAACCGCCCAAGCUAUAGUACCGAAAGCCCGUAUCAUGGAUUCGAAGAUCUUGAUCCUACCCAAGACUCUCCCCCAGAUAGUGACCUCUUCUAUCUUGUGUGCAGUAAGACUAUGCCAGGAUUCCUCCUUGGCGACCGCCGAUGGGGUCACUUGAACAUCGCCAACCUGAAGCAGCUGAAGACGGACAAGGAAGCUUUCAAGUAUCUUGUUCUUGACGAUGAGGUCAAGAUGACUGUUAAGGCCUUGAUUGGAAAGUUUGCUGCUGACUUGGGAGACGGGAAGCUGUCCCCCUGGGGCAAUGACUUUGUGAAGAACAAAGGAGAAGGCCGAAUCUUCUUGCUCCAUGGUGCACCUGGCGUUGGAAAGACGUGCACCGCCGAAUGCGUCGCCGAGCUCACCAAUCGGCCUCUUAUUUCACUUACCAGUGGCGAUCUUAGCGUCGACUCGUUCAAUGUUGAGGCCAACUUGAGCUACUUUCUUGAGCUUGGUCAACGCUAUGGUGCUCUUGUCCUUCUUGACGAAGCGGAUGUCUACCUCGAGCGCCGUCGCUCUAAGGAUAUUACCCGGAACGGCCUUGUAUCUGUGUUUCUUCGGGCCCUCGAGUACUACCGCGGAGUUCUCUUCCUGACGACCAAUCGUGUUCAGUCAUUCGAUACUGCAUUCCUCAGCCGUAUUCAUGUCGCAUUGCAUUACAAGAGUCUUACUCACGAGGACUGUGAGCGCAUCUGGACACAUAACUUUGAUCGCUUGAGUCGAGAUUCAAACGGUUUGAUCCAUGUUUCUGGUGCGGCUCGCGACUUUGUGUGGAACAGCCAUGAUGUUCGUAGUCUGAAAUGGAAUGGGCGAGAGAUCCGCAAUGCCAUGCAAACAGCCCUCGCUCUGGCCGAGAAUGAAGCUCAAGGGGAGAAUUUGGAGCGGGUUACAAUCAGUGAGAAGCAUCUCAGGGCAGUUGUGAAGAUGAGCCGUGGAUUCCGCGACUACAUCAAAACCGCAGUCCCCCUUGAGGGAUUCGAGAAGACUCUCAACGAUUCUGACGAGGAGUGAGACGAGGAGACUCAAAUUCUCUCUUUAAUAUGUGUGAUUGUGAUUUUAUUCCUUUACUUGGACGAUACAUGCAGUCAGGCAAUAUGUUUCGCAGGCUCAGCGUCCAUUCAGAAAUCUCUUUAUUAGUACUUUAGCCAGUAAAGAUUUAUGACCCCAGAUUGAAUACACGAACUUCAUG